AUGGCGUCCACGGCCCAGACGUCCGAGCCCGAGAUCCCCGACAACCACCGGGAGAGCUGGCAGGCGCUGCUGGCGGCGGCCGAGGCCUACGGCCAGAAGUCCGGCUGCGACCUGGCGCUGCUGACCGCCUGCAGGCGCUUCCGCCCGUCCGGCGGCGGCGCCGGCGGCCAGGGGGGCGGCGAGGGCGGGCCGGCCUUCCCCCGGGAGUGCGACUUCUCCUACGGCGUGUGGGGGCCGGGCUUCCUGGCCGAGUCGGCGCGGCGCUACGUGGACGACAUCGGCGUGCUGCACUCCACCACCAUGCUGACCGCCCAGAGGCACACGCGCCCGGCCGGACAGGAGGGGGGCGGGGCCAAGCAGCCGCCGGCGCCGGUGGACCUGACCCCUGACCCGGGGCGCAGAGGGAGCUACCCGUCCAUCUACAGCCCGGGGACAACGGCGGCGCCGUCGGACGGCGAGGAGGAGAGCACGGACGGGUCCCUGAGCGAGGACGCCCCCCCGCCCCUGCCGACUGCGUCCCGCGGGAUGGCGGUGGGCCCGGCGGCCUUCUCCGCCCGCCACGCCCAGCUGGCGCUGGCCCGCUCGCUGCCCGUGUCGGUGCCCGUGUGGGGCUGCCGGGGCGGGCGGGGGCAGGGCGACAGCAACAGCGGAGAACGGGCCCUACUGGCCCCCGGGGCCACCGACGGCACCGAGAUGUUCGGCGCCCUGCCCCGGCCCCGCCUCAACACGGGGGACUUCUCCCUCAAGCACUGA
Molecule: messenger RNA, 753 nt
Organism: Menidia menidia (Atlantic silverside)
Lineage: Eukaryota; Metazoa; Chordata; Actinopteri; Atheriniformes; Atherinopsidae
Source: the annotation of a GenBank genome assembly